Molecule: messenger RNA, 914 nt
Organism: Drosophila novamexicana
Lineage: Eukaryota; Metazoa; Arthropoda; Insecta; Diptera; Drosophilidae
Exons: 2
Coding region: 85-540 (151 amino acids)
Source: RefSeq, a predicted model, not a curated record
CUUUUCGGCUUUAAAUAAACAAUUGAAAAGAAAAUUUGAAAUAAAAUUGCUUAUAGUUUUUAGAUGUUUUCUUAGCUUACGCAAAUGGAGUUGGACAAAAACAAGCUCGAGUCAAGUACUCGGCUGCUGUUCACAGUUGGCGGCUACUUGGACACACUGCUGAGUCACAUACUCUGUUUCCUAGUACUGAGCGCAAUAGCUUUGCUAGUUAUCUUUACCGUUAUCGUUGCCAUGGACGAUAUAACCAAGCUAAGGGAAAGACAAAACUUGCGCUUGGAAAACAGUAGCGAGACGAAAACGCCCAGCGGUCGUUGUUAUUGGCCCUCGGAUUGGUGUCGCAUUCUGUACAAUUGCGACUGGAAAGAGCCAAUGCGCAGGCAAUCGACUUCCAAACCGAAACAGACCCAGCAACUAAAGCCAAACGUACCACCGUGCUCAGCAGAAGUGCUUAGUAAGUCUGAAAUCAUGAAGUUCCUGGUGCAUCAACACCCACGAAAAGAGCUGGAGCAACAGCCGCCUGUCGCAAACGAAUUGCUGUAGGUGGCUUUCGACUUGGAGAAACUGGGCACAUCGUAAAAGAAAAGCUUUUUUAUGGAACUAUCAUCGGCAACCCAUCUAGUCACUCUUAUUAAAAUAUUUAAACUAAGACCCCCUCAACAUUUUAUAAAGUGUUUCCUAAUUCCAAACUAUGAGACGAGCAACACGCAACUCUGAAAUGGCGACUAGUAUUAUUGCAUUACCUGACAUUUGGCAUUCGAUUUUUUUUUUUAUCUUGGCUUCAUUGACAAAGCUGAAGCUUUCUUUCUAGAAAUUCAAGGAGCAAUGACCAUGGAAUGUUUAUAAGCAAGUCCAGAAUCCGAACGCAAAUUUUAAACAAAUUGACAAAUUUAACACGUGAAAAUAGAAAAGUUUAG